Messenger RNA from Bombina bombina (fire-bellied toad), 3078 nucleotides. RefSeq names its product Rho GTPase activating protein 24 (gene ARHGAP24). The record is from RefSeq and is a predicted model, not a curated record. Gene Ontology annotation, cellular component: focal adhesion. The transcript is spliced from 10 exons. Gene Ontology annotation, biological process: negative regulation of ruffle assembly; wound healing, spreading of epidermal cells; signal transduction. NCBI's taxonomy places the organism in Eukaryota, Metazoa, Chordata, Amphibia, Anura, Bombinatoridae. Gene Ontology annotation, molecular function: GTPase activator activity. Bases 349 to 2595 code for a protein of 748 amino acids.
CAAUACAGUAUAUCUUGUACUACUACCUCCAUUAAACUAGUGCAAGGGAGGGUAGCAAUGUAUUUUGUUCUUUAAUUAUUACUCAAAGGGGAUUAGAGUCUGCAGGAGAUGUGAACCAUACAGAAGAAAUGAAACCAACUUUUUUUUAAAUCUUGGGCAAUUUGCAUAUAAUAUCUGCAAUACAUGAAUACAAUUUUGACAUAUUGGGAAGCUGUUAUUACAAACCCUCCUGUGGAUUUACAUAAUUUCUGGUGACAUCUCUGUUAUUUGGAUUUACUUAUUUGGAUUUUCUGCUGUUCUGGGAUCAAGAGCUACUAUUAAAAAAAAGAAAAGUCUAUCAGUCUGAUAAUGGAUGACUACAAUGUCUCUGCAGAGAGCCCUCAGUCUGCCCAAGGGCGUCAGAACACAAUUAAGUGUGGGUGGUUGAGGAAGCAAGGAGGUUUUGUCAAAACCUGGCACACACGUUGGUUUGUCCUCAAGGGAGACCAGCUCUAUUAUUACAAAGAUGAAGAUGAAAUGAAACCUUUGGGUACUAUUUUCUUACCUGGGAACAGAGUGGUUGAGCACCCUUGCAAUGAAGAAAGUCCAGGAAAAUUCCUAUUUGAAGUUGUUCCAGGGGGAGACCGUGAGCGGAUGACUGCAAACCAUGAGACAUACCUGCUUAUGGCCACUACACAGAAUGACAUGGAAGACUGGGUGAAAUCUAUCCGCAGAGUUAUAUGGGCACCAUUUGGAGGAGGCAUUUUUGGUCAAAAGUUAGAAGACACAGUACGUUAUGAGAAGCGGUAUGGUACUCAUCUGGCUCCCAUGUUGGUGGAACAAUGUGUGGAUUUUAUCAGACAGCGAGGAUUGACAGAAGAAGGGUUGUUUAGACUUCCAGGUCAAGCCAACCUAGUGAAGGAAUUACAGGAUGCAUUUGACUGUGGAGAAAAGCCAUCAUUUGACAGUAAUACAGAUAUCCAUACUGUAGCGUCACUACUGAAGCUGUACCUACGAGAGCUACCUGAACCAGUUAUUCCCUUUUCAAAGUAUGAGGAUUUCAUCAAUUGUGCAAAACAGCUCAGCAAGGAAGAAGAAGCCGGUGUAGCUGAAUUGACAAAGCAAGUGAAGAGUCUGCCACCUGUAAAUUAUAACCUAUUGAAGUAUAUUUGUAGGUUCCUAGAUGAAGUCCAGUCUUAUGCUGGAGUAAAUAAAAUGAGUGUACAGAACUUGGCCACAGUGUUUGGUCCGAAUAUUCUUCGUCCAAAGAUUGAAGACCCCAUGACAAUAAUGGAGGGUACUGUAGUUGUCCAGCAGUUAAUGGCAGUGAUGAUAAGUGAACAUGAAAUACUUUUUCCUAAGGAUGCAGAUAUUCCAAAUCAAACUGGUCAAGAGCCGGGCAACAACAAUAAUGAAAUGCAGAAGAAAAUAAUAUUAGGCCAAUUACAGAACAAAGAGAACAAUAACACAAAGGAAGUAACAAUGAGACAUUGUUCUUGGGAUAAACCUGAAUCUCCACAAAGAUCAGUUGUUGAUAAUGGUUCACCAACUGCCCUCCCUGGGAGUAAAUCUAACAGUCCUAGAAACAGCAUUCACAAACUUGAUGUUACACGGAGUCCGCCAUUAAUGGUGAAAAAAAAUCCAGCAUUUAACAAAGGUAGCGGAAUAGUCACCAACGGUUCUUUCAGUAGCUCAGUGGAGGUCCAUGACAAGCACCUCUCAUUACCAAAUGGUACAUUACAGGCCAGGAGAACAUCUUCUCUGAAAAGUUCAGGAACUAAAAUGGGUACUCACAGUGUACAAAAUGGCACUGUAAAAAUGGGACUGUCAAGUACAGAUGCCUUGAGCAACUCUUUAAACAGUAGGACCACAAACUGGAUGCCCAAUGGGUAUGUCACUUUGAGAGAGAACAAACAGAAGGACUCUGCAAGUGACUCGUUGCAACAGCAUAGGUUAUCAACUUAUGACAAUGUUCACCAGCAGUUUUCCAUGAUUAACUCGGAGGACAAGCAAAGCAUAGACAGUGCAACUUGGUCCACUUCAUCUUGUGAAAUAUCUCUGCCUGAAAAUUCAAACUCUUGUCGUUCCUCCACAACAACUUGUCCAGAACAGGACUUUUAUGUGGGGAAUUUUGAAGACCCUGUUUUAGAUGGACCUCCCAAUGAGGACUUAACAAAUUCAACAGACUUUGAGAAUAAAUUUGACAGAAGGAGUGCAGGUGGCCGGAGUAGCAGGGCUACAAGCAGCAGUGACAACAGUGAAACCUUUGUAGUGAGCAACUCCAGCAAUCAUAGUGCGCUCCAUAGCCUUGUAUCCAGUUUAAAGCAAGAGAUGUCGAAACAGAAAAUGGAAUAUGAAACAAGAUUAAAAAGCUUGGAGCAGAGAAAUAUCACUUUAGAAACUGAAGUAUUGUCCUUGCACGAAGAGCUAGAACAAGAGAAAAAAAAGUACACGAUGGUGGAGAUCAAAAUGAGAAAUGCAGAACGCGCAAAAGAGGAUGCAGAGAAAAGGAACGACAUGUUACAGAAAGAAAUGGAACAGUUUUUCUCCACUUUUGGGGAACUGACUGUAGAACCUCGCCGGCCAGAGAGAGGCAACACAAUAUGGAUCCAGUAAAGUGGCCUAUUCUGAUGGACAUGAAGAAGCAGCUUUUGAAUUUUGAUUGGGAGGGAAUAAUCAGGUGACUGGUCACCUGAGUAAGGCUAGCACUUGUAUUAAUUAAAAAGCCUUCUAAAGAGUGGACAAAGCAAGAUUACACAACAAUUUCCGCAGUAUCCGCAAAGUCUGUUGUAUUAUCUACAUGCUCAUUAUGCUACUGUCAAGUGUUACAACUGGAUAUGUGUACAUAGAUUUAAAAUGUUAUGUUAUUAAAGCAGAAUUGUAUUCUAAGAAUUAUAAUAAUGCAAGUCUUGUAUUUAAACUGCCAAAUUGAGAUGUUGUUGCAAUCAAGCUUUAUAUAAAGUCUAUAUAUCCUUGCACUUAACAUAUUAAGAUAUUUUUGCGCAUUGUGCUACCAUCAGCUUAUUUUGUAUAUUAACAGUUAUUGUUCCCAUCUUGAGAGGGGAUGAAUAUAAAUAUAUAUAUAUAUAUAUGAUAAAA